GCUGCCUCUGUCACAUUCUUGGUCAGAAGACACCAUUUCAGCUUUCAGUCAGCAUGAUAGAAACAUACAGCCAACCUUCCCCCAGAUCCGUGGCUACUGGGCUUCCAGCGAGCAUGAAGAUUUUUAUGUAUUUACUUACUAUCUUUCUUAUCUCCCAGAUGAUUGGGUCUGUGCUUUUUGCUGUGUAUCUUCAUAGAAGAUUGGAUAAGGUAGAAGAGGAAGUAAACCUUCAUGAGGAUUUUGUAUUCAUAAAAAAGCUAAAGAGAUGCAACAAAGGAGAAGGAUCUUUAUCCUUGCUGAACUGUGAAGAGAUGAGAAGGCAAUUUGAAGACCUUGUCAAGGAUAUAACAUUAAACAAAGAAGAGAAAAAAGAAAACAGCUUUGAAAUGCAAAGAGGUGAUGAGGAGCCUCAAGUUGCAGCACAUGUUGUAAGUGAAGCCAACAGCAAUGCAGCAUCUGUUCUACAGUGGGCCAAGAAAGGAUAUUAUACCAUGAAAAGCAAUUUGGUAAUGCUCGAAAACGGGAAACAGCUGACGGUUAAAAGAGAAGGACUCUACUAUGUCUACACCCAAGUCACCUUCUGCUCUAAUCGGGAGCCUUCGAGGCAACGUCCAUUCAUAGUCGGCCUCUGGCUGAAGCCCAGCAGUGGAUCUGAGAGAAUCUUACUCAGGGCGGCAAAUACCCACAGUUCCUCCGAGCUUUGCGAGGAGCAAUCCGUUCACUUGGGUGGAGUGUUUGAAUUACAAGCAGGUGCUUCUCUGUUUGUCAACGUGACUGAAGCAAGCCAAGUGAUCCACCGAGUUGGCUUCUCAUCUUUUGGCUUACUCAAACUCUGAACAGUGCGCUGUCCUAGGCUGCAGCAGGUCUGAUGCUGCCAGUCUUCCCUAUACAGCAAAUCAGUUAGGACCUGCCCUGUGUUGAACUGCCUAUUUAUAACCCUAGGACCCUCCUCAUGGAGAACUAUUUAUUAUGUACCCCAAAGGCACAUAGAGCUGGAAUAAGAGAAUUACAGGGCAGGCAAAAUCCUAAGGGACCCUGCUCCCUAAGAACUUACAAUCUGAAACAGCAAAUCCACUGAUUCAGACAACCAGAAAAGACAAAGCCAUAAUGCACAGAUGACAGAGCUCUGAUGAAACAGCAGAUAACUAACUGAGCACAGUUUUGUUGUUUUAUGGGUGUGUCGUUCAAUGGACAGUGUACCCGACUUACCCGGGAAGAUGCAGAAGGGCAACUGUGAGCCUUAGCUCACAAUCUGUUAUAUUUGACCUGGGCUCCCUGCGGCCCUAGUAGG
Molecule: messenger RNA, 1291 nt
Organism: Mus pahari (shrew mouse)
Lineage: Eukaryota; Metazoa; Chordata; Mammalia; Rodentia; Muridae
Gene: Cd40lg
Product: CD40 ligand
Exons: 5
Coding region: 54-836 (260 amino acids)
Biological process (GO): immune response
Cellular component (GO): membrane
Molecular function (GO): tumor necrosis factor receptor binding
Source: RefSeq, a predicted model, not a curated record